Caenorhabditis remanei is the source of this 1569-nucleotide messenger RNA. RefSeq lists its product as uncharacterized. Gene Ontology annotation, cellular component: cytoplasm. Gene Ontology annotation, molecular function: ubiquitin protein ligase activity. The transcript is spliced from 10 exons. Gene Ontology annotation, biological process: protein ubiquitination. The record is from RefSeq and is a predicted model, not a curated record. The coding region runs from base 1 to 1569 and encodes 522 amino acids. Lineage: Eukaryota; Metazoa; Nematoda; Chromadorea; Rhabditida; Rhabditidae.
AUGGGUCAGAUAGCCAGUGUGUUCCGGGGGAGGAACACACACGUACGGGGAAGUUCGCACGAUGAAGAAGAUCCCGAAGCACAAAUGACGUUCUCCAAUGCGGCUGGUUCCUACUUCGGCACCCACUUCCUCAUGUGCGGCUGCAAGUUCGAAAUGGCACGACCCGAGGCCUACCUAUUCGGAGAGAAUAGCGAUUUGGAUCAGCUAGGCUCCAAAGCACUUGGCUUUCCCUAUCCACCUGGACCACUUGGAAACGAUGAAAUCCGACCGCUCAACCUACUCGUGAACAUUCGAAAGGAGUCGGUCAAAUUUCAACGGGUAAAAAAGGACAAUGGAGAGUUCGACACUAACUUGUAUCAACUCACAUUUGUUUUUGAUUGUGACGUAGCAUGUGCAAUUCAAGUGCACUUUCACGCGAAGGAAGUGUAUCAUGAUGGAGAAAUACAAUUUUCAUAUCGAAACCGCCGAACUCAAAACUCUGAGACAUUCCCAUUCGAGAUGGGUGCUGAUCAAGUAUUUGGUGGAUAUGUUUUUGAUGCUUCCAGAUGGGAUACAAAUGAUCUUUCCUAUACUUCCGGCCUCUACUAUCCAUUUGUCAUCUCUAUCACAACAUCUGGCGUGGAAAGCACACAAAUGCAAACAACAAUGUGUACAGUAGAGACCGGAAACGAUAGCAGUAAAGCGUUAGUAUUGAAGCCACUACGACAGAAGAUUGCAUGCGACGGUGUCACCUAUCUAUUGCAGGAAAUCUUUGGAAUUGAAAACAAAGCAAACGAAAGUAUGGACGAUGACAAUGGUCUGGAAUGUAUUAUCUGCUUAUCAGAUAUCCGUGAUACAGUAAUCCUACCUUGUCGCCAUUUAUGUGUAUGCAGUAAUUGUGCGGAUUCGCUGAGAUACAAGCAUAACAACUGUCCCAUCUGUCGAUCACCAUUCCGAGCAUUGAUUAGGUUACGAGCACACCGACAAACGAGAAAUCAGAUCUAUGAAACUGUCAGUCUCGUGGAAGGUCUAAACGGAUCCUUCACUCCAAUACCGACUGUAAUUGACCCAGUCUCCACUAUCAACUCGUCAACAAGAAGAAAACGACAUUCGAGUAGCCGAAGUGGGAAAGCAAUGCACCAAGUGUUAACGAUGGAACAGCUCGGAGAUGACACUCGAGUUCAGGAAUGCAUAGAAAUGAGUUAUAUGGCCAAUGAUAAUGACGAAGAGACUGUUGAAGAGGAGGAAGUUCAGAAACCAGCAGAAAAAGAGAGAACGAGGAGUCUGGAGGAAAGUGAAGAGGGAUCGAGUGGAACUAGUUCACAGCCUUUCAAAAAGCACCGCGACUCCUUGGACAUCUCGGAAUCAGAGGAAGAAUCGGAACCACCACUUCCUGACAAGAAGGUCCCAGAAGACAUCGACUCGGAUAAAGAUGAAGGUGUUGAUAAAGAUUCCGUAGACCCAUCAGAUGACGACGAGAAUGGUGUAGAAGAAUCGAUGAGAAGAAAUUCCGAAAAACGACGCUCGUUCCAAUCCGGUUCCCGUAAUUCUUCAAGUCAACUUCUGGAGGAGCAGCAUAGAAAGAACUGA